UGACUGAGAGCAAAACUGACGUUUCCUCUUCAGUGAAAAUCCUCCAGCCAAGCUGUGCGCUAACAGAGUAGGCGAUUUCACUUCGUCACUUCACAAAAGACUUCCAAAUUCACUGCAGCAGACACUGCAAAAUAAAAAUGUUAAGUACAUCCUAGCUUGUGGCGGGGGAGACGGAAGGCUCCGUGUUCAAUCAAAGGUUUGCAAUAAUAGGAUUCAUUUAAGAGGGGGGGGAAAAGGACAGAUGGGAUUAGGAAAUGUUGCAGUGAGGCUGUCAUGAGAGGAACAGGCAGCCUGCCUUUUGUGGACUUGCACAAUGAUCGCAGAGCCAGACUGGCUUAGGAGACCCUGGGACUAGAGCUCCAGAGAGAAGCCACCAGCUCCCGGACACCCUGCAGGGCAGGGGGCUGAAACCAUGCAUCAGAUCUACAGCUGCAGUGAUGAGAAUAUUGAAGUCUUCACCACAGUGAUUCCUUCCAAGGUGUCCAGUCCAUCCAGGAGAAGAGUCAAAAGCUCUCAACAUCUUUUGACCAAGAAUGUGGUGAUCGAGUCGGACCUGUACCCACCGAGGCCCCUGGAGCUGCUGCCUCAACGCUGCUGCGAGCGCCGGGACACAGCGGACCGCAGGCUUGGCAGGCUGCAGACUGGCAAGCAGCAGCCCGCCCGGCCACCCGGGGUGCACUCCGCCAAAACCCCGGCCAGACCUGCGGGGAUUUCUGAACCCAAAGCAUCGAAUCUGUGUGGGAGCCGAGCAUACGGGAAAUCGCUGAUUCCUCCGGUGGCCAGGAUCUCCAUGAAAGCUCCGGCUGCGGUGGACGUGGCAGCCAGGGGUUCAGAAAACGGAUCUGUUCUGGGAAGGGGAUCCAGAUACCUCAAGAAGACAGCAGAAGAGUACCCAACUCUUCCCCAGGGAGCCGAAGCCUCCCUGCCGUUAACAGGCAGUGCUUCCUGUGGUGUUUCUGGCAUCCUACGAAAGAUGUGGACCAGGCACAAGAAGAAGUCUGAAUACGUGGGAGCCACCAACAGCGCCUUUGAGGCCGACUAAAGGUGACCUUUCUUGGGCGCCUUGCACUGGCCAAGGUUCACAGGAGAAGUGUUGAGGACUGGGACUGAGCUGCCCUCCCUCUGCUGGUUGUGGUCCAAACACAUCAUCCUCCCUUACGCUCUAGCAUGGGGCAUGCAGAGUAACAUCCCCAGAAGGCAGGAAAGCAGAACUGCUAAAGCACCGGACUUUAAAGUCUUUUUGGGAGAUUAUAAAGAUUACAUCCCUGUCUUUAGGCAAAAGCAAACACCAGAAGCACCAAAAGCAAACUUUUCCUGGCCCCGUUUGAAAACCCUCCAAGGAAAACAGAAGGCAGUUGCUCUGUCUUCUCGAGUUUUCCCAAAAAUGUAUGAUUCCUGGUGUCAGUGUAAAAGCUUGAUUCUGAGGUUCUCAGAACACAACAGUUCUUACUUUUCUCACUUUGUGUCUGUUUUGCCUUGAUGAAACAUUUCGUCUUAACUUUGUUCUAAUAUCUACUUAACAGCAUCCACCAUCACUCACUCUGCUCUGCUAUCCAUGGGCAUGACUGCAUGAGUUCUUUUAGGAGCAUUUUUAAAGCACUUAAAACUUCAGUGUUAAUCUUAAUGUGUUAUAUUUUGUGAAGUGGUACAAUUGCCCGGCCUUGUACAAUGGCUUCAACCCGGAGAGUGUUUUUUCCAUUGUUGUCUCUUCUUAUCAUUACAAAGCCACUGCUAAGAACGUACUGUUGUCCCCAGCUUACAGAUGGGGAAACUGGGGACGUUACGUGACCAGACAGCAGGUUGUGGGACUGUCACCAAAUCUAAGCUUCUCUCUAAUUACUGUCUGAUGAAGUUGGAACAAAGAAGUGAUUUGGAUGAAAUGCAUCAUUAUGUAUUAGAUAAGUAAGGUGGAUAUGGUAGCAGGGGACAGGAAAGCCACCUUCUCAAAAGGUUCAGGCAGGAGGAUCGCAUGUUUGAUGCAUGUCUGGGAGGCUGAGCAGACCGUGACUCAAAAACAAAACAAAACACACACACACAGAGAGAGAGAGGGAGAGAGAGAUUAUGCAUUAGAUGAAACCAAAAGAUAUUGCCAUUUUCUAAGUUGAAAACAGCUGGAAGAAUCUAUUUCCUGUGGCUCAAACUAUUUACUAUCACUUAAAAUGAUCCUAUAAGAUCAUAUAAGAGAUAAUGGUAACCAUAGCUAUCAUUUGUUAAAUGCCUACCUGCCCUGUGCCAGGCACAAUGCUGAGCACUUGGCAUGAAUUACUCUAUUCUUUCUAACAGCUAACUUAGGUGAAUUUGUCCACUGUGUAUGUAGAUACUAAUCCAAAAAGGUUAAGUGUGUAGGUUGAAGAAACCUGGCUCUAAGUGUCUGACUUCAAUGACCGUAUUGUAUCUUCCCCUUCACCCAAAAUGGGAAGCAGGGAGGACUGAAGUGAGCAAAGAGUCUUCAUCUCCAAAGGCCUGGAAUUCAGUGUGGAGAUAGAAUCUCAGGUAUUAACAUGCAGAGAUUGAUGAGUGGUGUCUGUCUGUGGAGAGGUCGGGAGCACAGACCUUAUCUAUUUCUCAUCUGUGGCUUCAAUUCUGCCCUACAAGUUUUGUUUCUUAAUUAAGACAUUUUAAUUAAUCUGAUCUUCUUAAUUAACGCAGAAACACUGAAGUAAAAUUUAUCCCAAUUGUGUCGAGACCCACCAUGUCUUGGCACAGGAAAGAGUUUGAAGAGUUUGGGUCUCGGGCUCCCUUCUGCGUGCUGUUCUGUGAACACUUGUCUCCUGUUCCUCAUACUCUAGGUCAAACCCAGAUGUCCAGGCUUUCGCCUUGCUUAUUGCUGCUCUUCAGCCUCUGCUUUAGACCCUGAGCAUCUGACCCUGAAGGGGUCUGGGACUCAGGGGCUAGUCUCAGUGAACCAGCCAAUGUCACACACAGUACUAAGCUGAAAUCCGGAACAAAGUUAGGGAAGAAACAGGUCAUAGAAUCCCCAGUGAUUGAACUUAUUUAACUUAAAAUUUGAUGUCUUAAACGUGUGUGUGGCACCUGGAGAUUUAUGUAUAGACUGGACCUCACUUAUUUAUCUUUAAUUUAAAUAUUUUAUGGUGAAAUGUUUGUAGAACAUUUCAUUUGGCUAAUUCAAAUCAAAAUAAAGUUCGCUUCAUUUGUGACAUUAAUAAACCCCUUGAAGAGCGUGUCUGAGGCUCCCUCACUCAAUGAGAGAAGAUUUGCACAACAGGA
Psammomys obesus (fat sand rat) is the source of this 3228-nucleotide messenger RNA. RefSeq names its product vexin (gene Vxn). The coding region runs from base 413 to 1042 and encodes 209 amino acids. The transcript is spliced from 6 exons. NCBI's taxonomy places the organism in Eukaryota, Metazoa, Chordata, Mammalia, Rodentia, Muridae. The record is from RefSeq and is a predicted model, not a curated record. Gene Ontology annotation, biological process: neurogenesis; neuron differentiation.